AGUGACCUCAUCUGCAGUAUUUACAUACUGAAACACACUUCCACGCAGCUGUCAGAUCGACUUGUGCUCCUGUCUCUGUGUCAGGGCGCGAUGAUUUACCACAAACGUCCCGACAGAGUGACAUUUAGGAGAUUUAUCGCGAUUCGGACCGAAGAAUCUGAUGUGUAACUUCCUGUGAGAGGAUGCGCGAGCGAGAGAUGGCCGGUAACGUCCGGCACUGGACCCCGAAGCACGUGGGCCGCUGGCUGCGUGAAGAGGGCUUCUGUGAUUACGUGGACCUGCUGUGUAACAAACACCGUCUGGACGGAACCAGCCUGCUGACGCUGAGCGAGUACGACCUGCGCUCUCCUCCGCUGGAGCUCAAGGUCCUUGGAGACAUUAAACGGCUGAUGGUUUCUCUCAGGAAGCUGCAGAAGCAGAACGCAGACGUUUUAGAGGAGCUCGGUCUGUCCUACGACGGACACUCGCCUCAGAACAGCACAGGUGGAGUGGACUGGCUGUGUAACGGUGAAUCUGCGCGGGACUGCGACGCCGUGUUGGACACGUUGAGCAGCGAUCAGUAUCAUCAGUACAACAACGGCAAAUACAAGCAGCAGCCGCGGAGGCUGGACCCUGAGUACUGGAAGACCAUCAUCAGCUCCGUCUACGUGGUCUUCGUCUUCGGCUUCACGUCCUUCGUCAUGGUGAUCGUCCACGAGCGCGUGCCAGACAUGAGAACGUACCCGCCGCUGCCAGACAUCUUCCUGGACAGUGUACCCAGAAUCCCCUGGGCGUUUGCGAUGGCUGAGGCCUGUGGCGUGAUCCUGUGUUCUGUGUGGCUGCUAGUUCUGCUGCUUCAUAAACACAGGUCCAUCCUGUUGAGGCGCUUGUGUAGUCUCAUGGGGACGGUCUUCAUGCUGCGCUGCAUCACUAUGUUUGUGACGUCUCUCUCUGUCCCGGGUCAACACCUGCAGUGCACUGGGAAGAUAUACGGUGACAUGUGGGCGAAGCUGCAGCGUGCCGUGGCCAUAUGGAGCGGUUUUGGCAUGACGCUGACCGGAGUGCAGACGUGUGGAGAUUACAUGUUCAGCGGACACACCGUCGUCCUCACCAUGCUCAACUUCUUCGUCACUGAGUACACGCCGCGGAGCUGGAACUUCAUCCACACGCUCUCCUGGGUCCUCAACCUGUUCGGCAUCUUCUUCAUCCUGGCAGCACACGAGCACUACUCCAUCGACGUCUUCAUCGCCUUCUACAUCACCACCAGACUCUUCCUGUACUACCACACGCUGGCCAACACUCGCGCCUACCAGCAGAGCCGCCGCGCACGCAUCUGGUUCCCCAUGUUCUCCUUCUUCGAGUGCAACGUUAACGGACCUGUUCCUAACGAGUACUGCUGGCCGUUCGCUCGCCCCGCCUUCCUCAGACGCCUCAUCGGCUGAGUCCCGACAGACGCUGCUGAUUCUUGAGAUGCCGUGAUGUAGAGGAGGCUCCUCUCGAUCAGACGCGGACAGUAGUGAAGGAUUUUCACUCCGCUUUAAAAGUACUUUUCAAGUGUCUGUACUUUAUCUGAUUGUUUUUCUUUAGAAUACUUUACUUCACAGCAUUGCAAAGCAUAAUGCACUACUCUUUUCAUAUUAAAUAUCAUUUAAUACUUAAUUACAUUACAAGUCUAUUACUUUCUUAAUAUUACUCAAGUAAAAGUAAUUCAAAGAUUUACUUGAGUAUGUUAAGUAAUGUUCUUAAAAACAGCAACUUUUAUUUAUGAAAUGUAGUGCUGUAAAAAGUAUGAAAUUAUGCUUUGGAAUGUUGAGAAGUAAAAGUUUUUCAAAGAAAAACACUCUGAUAAACUACAGAUACUUUUUCAGUUUACUUGAGUAAAGUAAAAAUACUUCUACUGUCCACCUCUGCUCACGAUCAACACACACACACACACACACAACAACUGCA
Cyprinus carpio (common carp) is the source of this 1929-nucleotide messenger RNA. Its product is annotated as sterile alpha motif domain containing 8b. Gene Ontology annotation, cellular component: Golgi membrane; endoplasmic reticulum membrane. NCBI's taxonomy places the organism in Eukaryota, Metazoa, Chordata, Actinopteri, Cypriniformes, Cyprinidae. Gene Ontology annotation, molecular function: protein binding; ceramide cholinephosphotransferase activity; sphingomyelin synthase activity. Gene Ontology annotation, biological process: ceramide biosynthetic process. The record is from RefSeq and is a predicted model, not a curated record.